Molecule: messenger RNA, 4227 nt
Organism: Pseudoliparis swirei
Lineage: Eukaryota; Metazoa; Chordata; Actinopteri; Perciformes; Liparidae
Gene: pdss2
Product: prenyl (decaprenyl) diphosphate synthase, subunit 2
Exons: 8
Coding region: 260-1414 (384 amino acids)
Biological process (GO): ubiquinone biosynthetic process; isoprenoid biosynthetic process
Cellular component (GO): transferase complex; mitochondrion
Molecular function (GO): prenyltransferase activity
Source: RefSeq, a predicted model, not a curated record
AGCAGCCGACAGGUCGUGUGUUGUGAAACUUCUAGUUGCCCCCACGGUGACAUUACGUGGUUUCUGUCAUGACGGUGGACUAUAACGUUUAAUAAACGAUACCAACGCGGUCCAGUUUGAGAGCACGUCACGGCGUUAGCGGUUUGAAUCUGGGAAUACAGUACAGAGAUGUUGGCGUGUACCCGAGCGGCACCGUGAGCAACUUAUCUACAAACUGCAAAAACAAAAACAUUACAGUCAAGAUAUAUAAAGAGAGAAAAUGUUUCCAGCGACGUGGUCGCGACUGUCCCGCGCGGCGUUGUCCCGCGCAGGACUGAGGACGCGGACUCUGCUGUCCAGCUCCGGACCUUCCGACUGGAGCAAAGUGGUGUCCGACGCGGAGAAGCUCGUCGGGUAUCCGACCUCCUUCAUGAGCCUGCGCUGCCUGCUCAGCGAUGAGCUUAGUAACGUGGCCAUGCACGUGAGGAAGCUGUUGGGGACUCAACACCCGUUGCUCAACACUGCAAGGGGCUACGUGUACGACAGCCGGCACAACCUCCAGACCAGGGGCCUGAUCGUGCUGCUGCUGUCGAAGGCGGCGGGGCCGAGCCACGCGGCCGCCGGCCUCCUGUCCCACGACAUGGUCAGCGGCAUCUACCCGAGCCAACGGAACUUGGCAGAAAUCACAGAGUUGAUCCACACGGCGUUCCUGGUGCAUCGUGGGGUCGUCGACCUGAAGGGGUGGACGGACUCGGACGGCCCCCUGAAGGACAUGGAGUUUGGGAACAAGAUGGCGAUCCUGAGCGGCGACUUCCUGCUGGCGAACGCUUGUACCGGACUUGCCCAACUGAACAACACCAAGGUGGUCGAGCUGAUCUCCAGUGCCAUCGGGGAUGUGGUUCAAGGCAUCUACAGCGAGAGUUACAGUAAUACGGAGGAUGGCGGUGCCACCGACGGCGUGGACGUGGCGGCGUGGGAGGAGCACGCCUUCCUGUCGCACGGGGCGCUGCUGGCCAAGAGCUGCCAAGCUGCGAUGGAGCUCGCCAAACACGACAAGGGCUCGCAGAGGUCGGCCUUCAAGUACGGCAAGCACAUCUCGCUGGGCCACAAGCUGAACUCUGACCUGCAGCCGUUUCUGAAGAGCGGCGCGGGAGAGCCGGCGUCUUUCAGUCUGACCGCCGCCCCGGUGGUUUUCCACCGUCAGAUCGUCGGCCAGGAGAGGUGGCGGCAGCAGCUGCAGCAGGCCACAACACUGAGAAACCAGCUGGAUUACUCAAAGCUUUUGGCGACGGUGAAGUCGGAGAAAGGCGUGAGCUCGGCGGUGGACUUGUGCUGUUACCAUGGCAACAGGGCUCUGGAGGCCAUCCACGCUUUCCCCUCCUCCGAGGCUCGAUCCGCCCUGGAGAACAUCGCCUCCGCUGUCAACAAAUUUUGACCUGGACACACACACACACACGCACACACACACACACUCUCUCUCACUCACACAGAGUGUCUUUGUCUGCAGAGGCAAGAGGACGAGAACCACUGAACACUUGAGACGAAUCAACUUCUCGCGUCUGGAGGAGCCGCCGCUCUUCACCGUCGGGGAUGACGGUGUCCAACGGCCGUGCCCGUAAACGGUCGCCAUUAAAAAGAGUAGAAGUCCAUGACUUCAGCAUCAUGUCGUGCAUUGUGCUGCGCUCCACGACACAUACCUUACCUCUCUUUCCCUGCGGAGGAAAAACAUCAUCACGCUAAGCUGCAUUUCCCACAACAACAAAAAAGAAAAUGCCAGUUUUAUCACCGUCUUAUCGGCAGAGCCACAUUCAGGACGCUUUUCAAGAUGUUCCCGCAGAAAUGUCAUUCAUCUGGAAAAUGUGCCGUGAACGGCAAAACGAAGGCGCCAAGCAGCGCGUCUUAUUCAAACCAAAACGUUAUGGGGGGUUGGGGGAAUCACCCCGAUUCGCCCCACUCGUUACUGCACCCCUCGGGCGGCGCGGUUGUAAAUCCGGUUGUAAAAAAGUCCCAAAGUCAUGUUCCACCAGGUAUGUGCAGCUACUGAUAAGCACAUCUGCAAAAAAAGAAUAAGGUAUUUUGCGUGAUAUUCGCUCCACGUGUGUGUGUGUGUGUGGGGGGGGGGUACUCGAACCAGGACAAAUGUCAUCCAUGUUGCCUUAUUAUGUGUGUCCCCAUUCCCGUGAACGUGAUCCAAGACGACCCAGGGGCGGGGAAAGGUCACGCAGUCGCUCCCCUCGGCCCCGAACAGCGAGCGCACUGAAGCGCCGCCAAGCAGGAAUUAUUAAUGAAGAGAGCAAAUGGACAGGAAGUGCAGAGGUAUUGAUCGGGCCGGCUGCCCCGCUCCAAGAACUACAGGCUGGCGCCAGCCUGGUGGCCUGUGGUUUCCCAGGCUGCUGUCUGCAGAGGAGCAGGGGGGGGCAUGGGGGGGGGGGGUGUGAAACCAGGCCACCGGCGGCAGCUGUCUGUCACAUCCAGGCCACACCUGAAGGACGGAGCAGCGGAGACGAGGUCUGAGCUAACGGAAACAUGUGGCAGCUAGCUGGAAGUAACGGUCCAGUGUGAACUUAGUUUGAAGUUGUUGGAUGUCGAUUCCUUCGGGAACGCCGCUAUUAGCUCCAGUUGCAACUCCUGGUGAAACACCUGUGUGUUUUUAGCUUAGCUAGCGGCGUGGCUCUAGGGUCCACACGAGAAUGAAACGCCUCAACGGCGUCACAUGGGUUCAUGUUCAUGCAGCGUUCGCAGUCCCCAGAGGAAACGCCCCGUCGGUGCAGCUGUGCUUUACGUUUAGUGCUAAUUGGCUAAUGCUAAAGUCUGUUGGUGAGCGCGGGGAAACAUUACAUCGGCGUAACGUUAGCAUGCCGGCGUACCGAGGCUCUGAGGUCAUUUGAUGGUUUUCCCAAAAUACAACUUUAAUAAAAACCUGUGCCACGGAAAGCUAAAUAAAUAAUAAUAUAAAUAAUUAAUAAUACAUUGUUUCUGUUUUUCAAGCCCCUUGUUUGAAUGUUGGUGGUAAUGGUUUGAUCCGAUACCUCACUGAGUAAACCAUGUUUUGAGUAAAGAUCGAUGUGGCACGAAGUAUUUGUGUCUGUUGCCGGGUCGUCCUCCACUUCCUCUCCUCUUGUUUUGGGUUUUCCGUUGCCCGGGUACCAGCGAGGUGCAGCGCGUGCCUCCGGCUCUUCAUGAAAUAUGUAUCCUCGCCGUGAGGAGACAUGAGGAAAGUUACAUGGAAAGUUAAGAGGACCAAACAAGGAAGCAGGCCGGGGCGCUGCCAGAAUGACAAAUAUAGUUAGAAAACAGAACUAUUUUUAUUUUGUUCUUCUUAAAGGGGUCCGACCUACGCAGUGAAACAGAGUCCAACUCAACCAGGCGCUGCAGAAGCAGAUUGAAGGGACGGGUUGUAACCUUUAUUUAAUUUUUUUCGACUUCAAGAAGGGAAGCACAGUUCUUCAAGCUAAAUAUUUAAUGGAGAACAGAAAUUGUAGCCUCCUCCUCCUCUCUGACAAUAUCGCCAGGGCCAGCAUUAAUCUCUUCAAUAUCUCCUGCGUGGCCCAAAUGAAGAGGGAGGAGGAGAGGAGGUCCGGCCGCUCGGUGUCCUGCGCAGCAGAAACCGGACCCUGUGUUUGCUUACAGCUCAGAGUCUGAAAGUCUCCGGUGUCAUGAAAGCAAGAGGUGUCAAGGCUAUGAGUUUACAUGCAAAACACAAUGCGGGGCAACAGCGGCCCUGGUGUGCCCCGGCCCCGGCCCCGGCCCAGACGAUGACCGGUGAAAUUACAGCAGGGUCCGGUGGAGAGAGACGGUCAGCACACACAGCUGGAGACAAAGCCACCGGCAGCUCGGGAGUUGAAUGUGAGGCUGCAGUGUUCUGGAAAAUCUCCCCGAGUUUCUCGUUUCAAUGCACAUCGAGUACGGAGGCAACGCGUUGAGGACGGAGAUCAGAGGCCCGCUGACGCAAUGUGAAGUUUGUGUAUCAACAAGUAGAGGAACACUAAAUGACCCAUGAUGAAAUCUUAAGGAUUGUCACUUUAAAUUAUCCUCAGUGAAUGCCAUAUUAUUAUUAUUUGUUGGUGAUAUUCUGUAACUAUGUGGAACAAUUCCAGGAUUCAUUUAUAUACUAAAGGGUCAGAGUUACAAGGGUUGACUUUUUUUAAUUUUUUAUACUUGAUAUUUUAUUUCGGUAUUUUUACAGAUACAACCUUCAAAAGUAAGAAUGCAUAAUAAUAAAAAAAAAUAAAGUGAAAAUUAACCAUG